AGUCGCCCCCCCUGCCCAGAGAGACAGACACGGAGAGAUCGAAGCAGAGUGGACGCUCGAUACGCCGUCCGUCAACAGGAACAAGCUUUCUAGAAUGGCGGUGCUGCUGCGCCCGGCGGCGAUCGCCGGCGGCCGGCAGGUGUGGCCGGUGGCGGAGGAGCAGGCCGACGCCGCGGCGGCGGCCUCCCAGCGGCUCGUGGAGGCGGUGGCGCGCGGCGACUCGAGGGAGGCGGGCGAGCUGCUCGCGUCCGGGCGGGCGGACGUGAACUACGCCGGCGUGGUGUGGCUCGACGCGCGGCGGGUGGCGGAGGCGGCGCUGCGGGAGGGCGCCGCCGCCGAGCUGCGCGCGUCGCGCGAGGAGAUCCGCGCCGACGUCUCCCCGCUCUUCCUCGCCGCCGGCAACGGGGACGUCGCGCUCGUCCGCGCGCUGCUCGCAAAGGGGGCGGACGUGAACGGGAAGGUGUUCCGUGGAUACCCGGCGACGGCGGCGGCGCGGGAGGGGCGCGCGGAGGUAGCGGAACUGCUGGUGCGCGCAGGUGCGUCGCAGCCGGCCUGCGAGGAGGCCAUCGUGGAGGCGGCGCUGCAGGGGCAGGCUGCCCUGGCGGCCAUCUUCAUGCGCUCCGACCUCGUCCGCCCGCGCGUCGCCGUGCACGCGCUCGUGUCUGCCGCCACUCGCGGCUUCGUCGACGUGGUCGACACGCUCGUCAAGUGUGGGGCUGAUCCAAACGCGACCUCCCGGGUGCUUCUGCGUUCUCUCAAGCCAUCACUGCAUCUCAAUGUCGACUGCACACCGCUCUUCGCCGCGAUCGUGAGCCGGCAAGUCGCCGUGGUUCGUCAGCUACUUCAGGCUGGUGUGAAGAGGGACACCAAGGUGAGGCUUGGAGCGUGGUCCUGGGACGCGGCCACCGGGGAAGAGCUGCGCGUCGGCGCGGGGCUCGCGGAGCCCUACGAUGCGGCCUGGUGCGCGGUGGAGUACUACGAGUCCACCGGCUCCAUCCUCCGCAUGCUCCUGCAGAACGGGUACUCGUCGGGCGCCACGCACGUCGGACGGACGCUGCUCCACCAAGCCAUCCUCUGCGGGAGCGUCGGCGCCGUCGAGACGCUGCUGGCUUCUGGCGCCGAAUGCGAAGCUGCCGUGAGGACCUCCCGGAGCGGCAGGUUCAGGCCUGUUCACUUGGCCGCGCGACUCGGCCAGCCGGAGAUCCUGCAGACGCUCAUGGACAAGGGCUGCGACGUCAACGCGAGGGCGGAGGCUGGCGAUGUCGCCGUCAUCCUGGCCGCACGCCACAAGCAAGAGGACUGCGUCAGGGUUCUCGUGUCCGCCGGGGCGGACGUUGCGCUGUUGAACUUGGCAGGCGAGUCGGCGGCAUCCGUCGCCUCUUCGGGCGGCUGGAAGGCGGGCUUCGAACGCGCCGUUCUUGGUGCGAUUCGGUCCGGGACCAUCCCUCUGUCCAGCGAUCGCCACGUGUUCUCGCCCAUGAUGUUCACGGCGCGCUGCGGCGAUGCCGCCGCGCUGGAGGUGCUGCUCGCCCAGCCCGGCGUGGACGUGGACGAGCAGGACGCGGACGGGUGCUCGCCCAUAAUGGCCGCCGCCAAGGAGGGCAAUGUUGACGCCUUCCGCGUCCUCGUCUUCGCCGGCGCCAACGUGAGGCUGUGCAACAAGCGUGGCGAGACGGCUAUUGGGCUCGCGCAGCAGAGCAAGAAGAGGGACCUCUUCGAGCAGGUCAUGCUCGACUUCGCGCUGGAGAAGGGCAUGCCGGCCGGCGGCUUCUACGCCCUGCACUGCGCGUCCCGGCGCGGCGACAGCGCGGCCGUGCAUCACCUGGCGAGCACGGGCUACGACGUCAACAUCCCGGACGGCGACGGCUACACCCCGCUCAUGCUGGCCGCGAGGGAAGGCCACGCGGCGGUGUGCGAGCUCCUGAUCUCCCACGGCGCACGGUGCGACAUCCAGACCCUGCGGGGCGAGACGGCGCUCUCACUCGCGCGGUCGGCGCUGGCCACCGCGGCGUUCAACAAGGCCGAGGACGUGAUCAUGGACGAGCUGGGCCGGCAGCUGGUCCUGGCAGGCGCGCACGUCGUGAAGCACACCAAGGGCGGGCGCGGUAGGCCGCACGGCAAGUCGCUGCGGAUGGUCGCCGCGGCCGGCGUGCUCCGGUGGGGCGGGUCGAGCCGGCGCAACGUGAUGUGCGUGGAGGCCGAGGUCGGGGGCAGCUCGGCGUUCCAGCGGCGCCGGCAGAGGAAGGGCCGCCGGGGGGACGACGCGUACGCGCCGGGGCUGUUCCGCGUGGUGACGGCGACGGGGAAGGAGGUGCACUUCGUGUGCCAGGGCGGGGAGGAGGCGGCGGAGCUGUGGGUGCGGGGCAUCAGGGCGCUCACCAGGGCGGUGUUCGGCAAGCGGGGGAACUAGAUAGUGGCAUGGCCUUCUUCGCUCCGUGUAGGCUUGGCUUUGGUAGUUUGCAGCAAGCGUGCCUGACGUGCCUGACGUGCCUGUAAAGAGUAGGGGACAUAGAGCAGCGAGUUGAUGCGUGGAGUCGGGUGUGCUGGUCUUCUGCUCGAAGGCUUUGCCGGGUUGCCAUGAUGUUUUUGGUUCAGGGCCUGUAGUUUGUACAGCUUUGGUGUAUGUUUUUGGCCAAGUUGCUUUGGCUAUGCUUGUAGUUGGCUUUCACUCUGAAACUCUCACUAUCUUCGAGAAGUUCGCCCUUUCAUCACGCC
Molecule: messenger RNA, 2715 nt
Organism: Triticum aestivum (bread wheat)
Lineage: Eukaryota; Viridiplantae; Streptophyta; Magnoliopsida; Poales; Poaceae
Product: ankyrin-3
Exons: 4
Coding region: 95-2410 (771 amino acids)
Molecular function (GO): protein binding
Source: RefSeq, a predicted model, not a curated record